This is a messenger RNA of Anoplopoma fimbria (sablefish), 1992 nucleotides long. RefSeq names its product sperm-tail PG-rich repeat containing 2 (gene stpg2). Lineage: Eukaryota; Metazoa; Chordata; Actinopteri; Perciformes; Anoplopomatidae. Bases 53 to 1795 code for a protein of 580 amino acids. The record is from RefSeq and is a predicted model, not a curated record. The transcript has 14 exons.
GCGUAUUUUUUUUUACAAAUGACGUUUAGUUAAACUACCCAGUGUAGUUAAAAUGUAUGGACGAGCUCCACGAGUGACCUUCAGGACAACCGGCGAAACGUCAUCGUCAGUGGGCCCCGGCUCCUAUGACGUCACGUGGAGCGGUCCUAAGUUAUCAGAUGGCUAUGCUCCAUUCCUGACGUUGACCAACAGACAGUCAGUAUUCAGUCAGUCCAGUGAGAGGAUACCAGGACCUGGACAGUAUGACUUCUCCCCUGUCAAGCUAAACAUCCACGGUGGGCGCAGUCUUCAGAACCGCUCCAAGCGUUUUGUAGAAGUAGCAUCUAAGGUUCCGGGCCCCGGGGCCUACAAUGUGCUGCCUGCUUCAGGAAACACUCUGAGGGCCGUGACGGCUGUAGCCGGGCAGGCUGCGAAUCUGAGCAGGAAAAAGUGGCUGCAGGCUAAAAGUCUGCGGCUUGUUCGUCAGUCAGAUAUCCCCUCCAUUCCUUCCCCGGGCAAGGCCUAUGGCUACGAGGAGGAUGCCCUGGGUGUGCUCCUCAAGCAGCAGCCCCCCUCUCGGGACUCAACCCUGGGGCCAGCCUACUACAAUCCACUGCUGUCAGAGAAGAGUUCUGCACAGAAUUAUAAAGGAGUCCACUUUGGAAACAUGACGGGGAAAAGAAGCGAGGCGACAGUGGAGGAGGGACCGGGUCCUGGACAAUAUUACCCUGAGAUAAAACUAGAAAUGAACUGUGAGAAUGUAAACCUUCAAAAGGAGCAGAAAGGCAGAGCUGAGCUUAUCAUCCCUCGCUACCACGAACUGGUGCCCAAGCAAGAAGAAAAGAAGGGAGUUCCUGGUCCGGGCCAGUACUACAUCAGAGGUCAGUUUGAGACGCCUGAGAAGUCCAGUGGUAACCUGCCAAAGGUCACAUGCCCCUUCCUCUCUCAGACUGAGAGGUUUAGCCCUGUGAAAGAAGUGGCGCCCCCUGUCGGUGUUUAUAAUGACCCACGCUGUGCCCUGGAGCUGCUGAAGAAGGCCUCAGGAGUGAAGAAAAGCCCAUUUGGCAUCACCGCUGUGCGCUUCACUCGGAACCUCAAAGCAUACUCUACGCCAGGUCCGGGGUCCUAUAAUGUGUUUGAGCAUGGUUUAGCCCGUGAGAGUUUUAAAAAGGCCGUUUUAGAGAGAACCAGGAAGGGAGGCUUUGGCUCCACUGCUCAACGCAAUUCCCUCUUCCACAACAAAGAAUCGAUAGAGGCCCCGAGUCCAGGACAAUAUGAGACAGAAAAGAAGACAGAGGAGCACUACAAAAAGCAGCACACGGCGGUUUUCAAAUCAACCACAGAACGUGUGGCACUGCUGGCUGAAGAUACCCCUCCACCCAACAUCUACAAUGUGAGUCAGACAUUUGAGAAGGCUAAUGGACGCUCUUACUUAGAACCUCGAAAUGAAGGAGCUAAGAGACGACAGAGCUGCUUCCUCUCAGCUGCGCCACGGGAUAACUUAAUUUUGCAAUGUGACCCCACUGUACCAGGCCCUGGACAGUACAACCCCAGUGUGAAAUCCUUUCCACAAAUGGCUCUGAUCUCCUCCAGAGAAGAUCGAUUCAAAGUCUCUGAAGACACCAACCCUGGUCCAGGCGCUUAUCAGUUGAGUCCGGGCAUCAUGAACACCGUUCUGAAGGGCACCUUCAACGUGACUCUCAACAACCCUCUGGGUCCCUGCUGUUCCCCCCGUGUGGCCCCUGGCUCUUUAACGGCCCACAAAACCAUUAACUCUGUCGCGGCCAACACCUUCAUCGCCACCAGCACUUCUUAGCGCUCUUUGUGGGUCAAAGUUUAGAGGGGAAAGGCAGCAGUUUGGAGGAAGAUGGCGGAUUUUCAUUCAGUGUCCUAAAGUGAAAUACCUAUAAUUGACCCCGCCUCCACAGCUGAUGGUUCCCUCGUUCUUUACUCGCAGUAAUGACAAGUUUGACGCACUGAUUCAGCUGUUUUUGUGGAUCGGUUCCCUCUGCA